AACGAUACCUUUCCGACGCCGUGUGUGUGAGAGAGGGAGAAAGGUAAAAGAUGAGUAGUAGCCGGAGCGGUGGCGUUGGCGGUGCCGGUGGCGGCAAAAUAAACUCCGUGUUCUACGCCGAUACAUAUCACCCGAUUCAGUCCGGUAGCAUCGACGGGACCGACACUCUUCCUCACGACAACGGCGUUUACAGAGCCCUCCUUUGUUCACAAGCUGGCCUUUACGAUGCCUUCGGCGAUCCCAAGGUUGCUGGAGAUCCAUAUUGUAUCGUCUUCGUCGGUCACCUCUCUCACCUCACCAAUGAGGAGACAAUUCACAAGGUUAUGAGCAAAUACGGCAAGGUUAAGAGCUUGCGGUUGGUUCGACAUAUUGUUACUGGUGCUUCACGUGGAUAUGCCUUUGUUGAAUUUGAAACUGAAAGAGAGAUGCGACGCGCUUACGAGGAAGCCCACCACACAGUAAUCGAUGAUUCUGAAAUUACAGUAGAUUACAACAGACAGCAGUUGAUGUCAGGCUGGAUUCCGAGAAGGUUAGGAGGGGGGCUCGGUGGUAGGAAAGAAUCAGGGCAACUUCGUUUUGGAGGACGAGAAAGACCAUUUCGAGCACCACUGCGGCCGAUUCCCGUGGAGGAAUUGAAAAGACUUGGCAUCUCACCUCCUCCAGAAGGAAGAUACAUGUCACGUUUUCAGGUUCCGUCACCUCCGAGAAGAAAAAGGGUUGUUGUGGAUGAACAUAAACAACACUCAUCAAGCAGAUACGAUAAUGAAGAAAAGACUUAUCAACGUUCUCAUGAUGAAAAAGAACAAACCGGGGACAGGAAACACAAGCACUAUAAACGUUCUCAUGAUGAAACAACAUCGAGGAGAAGUAGGAGCAGGAGUAAGAGGAGAUCCAUUAGUCAAAGCCGACACUCUUCUAGUGACUAUUAGGCAUCAUCGUCCAUCAAUCCAAUCUUACACUCUUCCAGUGAUCUCAUGAUUUUAUUCCUUAGAACAUUGAUAUAGUGGUAGCAUGCCAAUUUGGCAGGGCAACAGUUUAAACAAGUCUUUAUUAUAUUAACCCUUUUGAAUUGAAUAUUUCAUGUUUAAAUGUCAAAAAUAUUAA
Messenger RNA from Impatiens glandulifera, 1104 nucleotides. RefSeq names its product U11/U12 small nuclear ribonucleoprotein 35 kDa protein. Gene Ontology annotation, biological process: mRNA splicing, via spliceosome. NCBI's taxonomy places the organism in Eukaryota, Viridiplantae, Streptophyta, Magnoliopsida, Ericales, Balsaminaceae. Gene Ontology annotation, cellular component: precatalytic spliceosome; U12-type spliceosomal complex. The record is from RefSeq and is a predicted model, not a curated record. Bases 51 to 929 code for a protein of 292 amino acids. The transcript has 8 exons. Gene Ontology annotation, molecular function: mRNA binding; snRNA binding.